Messenger RNA from Salmo salar (Atlantic salmon), 2461 nucleotides. Its product is annotated as endothelial lipase. Gene Ontology annotation, biological process: lipid catabolic process. Lineage: Eukaryota; Metazoa; Chordata; Actinopteri; Salmoniformes; Salmonidae. The record is from RefSeq and is a predicted model, not a curated record. Gene Ontology annotation, molecular function: lipoprotein lipase activity; protein binding.
CUAUUUAAAUCUGUAAUGAGAAACUUGCCGCAAGUUCAUACAUUCACGCUGCUGCUACCGGUUUUUUUAGGCACAUACGAACCACUGCCGCCGGCUUUCAUUGACACUAGGUUCAUUGGACAGGCUCAGUGAAAACACCAACUGUGAACCUUCCAGUUAUUAUCUAAACAACUAACGCGCUUUACAUUUUUUAUUUUUUUAGAAGAAAUGAAAAAUAGCACCCUUUUGUUGUGGAGUUUCUCACUUUGUGCAGUUGCAUUCUUUGUGUCGGGAGCGGAAGAGAACACCGUUUUCAAAGAUGAGGAGUUUAAAGUGCCACAUGGUGAAGAUGAGACGGUCCAUGACCGGAUCACAUACAACAUGAGGAAGAGUCUGGAUCUAGAUGUGGACGGCUGCAUCUUGGUGCCUGGUGAGAAGAAAAGUCUGCUGGAAUGUGGAUUCAACGUCACUGCCAAGACUAUCUUUAUUAUCCACGGCUGGACGAUGAGCGGGAUGUUUGAGAGUUGGAUGCGAAAGCUGGUGGCGGCCAUGAUGCAGCGAGAACCAGAGGCCAACGUGGUCAUCGUUGAAUGGUUGCCCAUGGCCCACCAGCUCUACCCUGACGCUGUCAACCACACCCACCAAGUCGGCCUCAGCGUCGCCACCACCAUCAACUGGCUCCAGGAGGAACAGCAGAUGCCCUUGCAGAAUGUGCACCUGAUUGGCUACAGCUUGGGGGCCCAUGUGGCGGGCUACGCAGGCACGUUUGUGCGAGGUAGCGUCGGCCGAAUCACAGGUCUAGAUCCGGCAGGGCCCAUGUUUGAGGGGGUGGGGGAUGAGAAGCGCCUGUCUUCGGACGACGCUGACUUCGUGGACGUCCUGCAUACGUACACUCGCGAGGCGCUGGGAGUGAGCAUAGGCAUCCAGCAGCCCAUUGGAGACAUCGACAUCUACCCCAACGGAGGAGACGUGCAGCCGGGCUGUGACCUGACCAGCGUUCUGACCAGCGCCGCCGGAGGAAACUUCAUGGAUGUGAUGAAGUGUGAGCACGAGCGAGCCGUACACCUGUUUGUGGACUCUCUGAUUAGCAAGGAACACGCAAGCUUCGCCUACCAGUGCACGGACUCUGAACGCUUCAAGAAGGGCAUCUGCCUGAGCUGUCGUAAGAACCGUUGCAACCAGAUGGGUUACAACGCCAAGAAGACGAGGAAGAGGCGCAAUAGCAAGAUGUACCUGAAGACCCGUGCCGACACACCCUUCGGAGGGAUCCAUUACCAGAUGAAGAUGCAUGUGUUCAACAGAAAGCAGGCUGAUAAUGCUGACCCGACCUUCUACGUGAAACUGUAUGGCGCUCACAACGACAGCCAAGACCUGCACGUAGACAUUCCUAACAAAGUGGGUUUGAACCUGACCAACACCUUCCUGGUCUUCACCGAGGACGACAUUGGGGACCUGUUGAAGAUCCGUCUGAGCUGGGAGGGGGCGUCUGAGUCCUUCGGGUCCUUUUGGAAAAACAUUAAGAAGAACUUCUGGGACUGGAAGAGCAGCAGCAAGCCCACCAACCAGAUGUUGGAGGUCCGUAGGAUCCGUGUCAAGUGUGGAGAAACUCAGAAGAAGUUCACGUUCUGUGCCCAGGACCCCUCGUUGACUGAGAUCACUCCAGGACAGGGGAUCACGUACGUCAAGUGUCGCGAUGGCUGGGAGGUAAAACCCAGUAAAAAAAGGUUACACAUAUAAGGAUUCUGGACUUCAAAGAUCAAUACACUGUCGCCAUGGGGACCCGAAGGCGGAAGAAAGAACCGCCGUCGAUUCGUGACGAGCACCUGGAUGGUUUCCGUUGGUUACUGAUGCUCACAUGACACUGGUCGCUGUCAAAUGGGACGACGGGAGGCACGUUCUGUGGGGAGGGGUGGGCGGUCCUUAGGUGUACUGUCUGUCAGUAUUGUCGGACGAUUCUUAAGUGUUUCUUUGUGCAGACUGGCAGUCAACUCGGAUUAGGAAAAUGGUGUUAAAUGUGUUAUCGGACAUCCCCCCCCCCAACAAACCUAGUCUCUUUACUGUAUAUUUUUUGUAUUAAUUUAUGAAGAAUGGAAGCACUGCAAGACCAGGCUUUAUUUAUCAACCCCCCAAGUACACCUUGUACUGAUGCACAUUACAUUUGAAUCGUUUAAUAUUUGUGAGCUGCAGUAUUUUGUCUGCUUGCGUUUUGAGUGUAUGUCUUUUUUUUAUUUUAUUUUUUUAUGCGUUUUGCGUGUGUGCACGUCAUUUGUAUAGUAUGACCUGUGUGUGUGUGCGAGUGUCUUUUUGGGUAGAGCGAGCCGAGUGAGAUUAACGUGAAUACACUGUAUAACUGAAGGAGGUGACUGGCUACGUGCACAUGAUCUUUCACUGUAUUGUGACUUCUGUGUACCAUAGUAGUUUGUGUAUAUAAUGUAACUAACAUUUUUUUAAUUUUUUUUCCUAAAUAAAUUAAAUUCACUUA